Messenger RNA from Linum trigynum, 4278 nucleotides. The record is from the annotation of a GenBank genome assembly. NCBI's taxonomy places the organism in Eukaryota, Viridiplantae, Streptophyta, Magnoliopsida, Malpighiales, Linaceae.
AUGGCAGCUUUGAACGGGAGCGAGUUCUUGGAGGUGGAGAUAGACCCGAUGAGGGAGUCGAAUAUCGGGAUGACGGCGAGGGAGGACGAGGAGCGGGAGCUGAUCAGGGAGGCCAUCACCAGACUCCCCUCCCGCCGACGGGACAACCUGGCUGUCCUGCGCCGGACCCCUUCCGAGGCCCAGCGGACCGGCGGCCCGCUAACAGAGACGAUUGACGUGCGGAAGUUGGAUCGCACUGCCAGAGAGCUCGUCGUCAAAAAGGCCCUCGCCACGAAUUCUCAGGACAACUACAACCUUCUCUCUGCCAUCAAGGACCGCCUCGACAGAGUAGGGAUUCUGGUGCCGAAUGUGGAGGUGAGGUUCGACAGCUUGAACGUAGACGCCAACAUACAAAUCGGCGAGCGAGCUUUGCCUACGCUCAUCAAUGCUACCCGCGACGCCAUAGAGGAUUUAUUCACUGCGUUGAAAAUAUACCGGCCUCAAAGGCAUUCUUUGAAGAUUUUGAACCAUGUCAGUGGCAUUUUAAGACCAGGAAGAAUGACACUGCUCUUGGGGCCUCCGGGUUCAGGCAAAUCCACUUUAUUGAAAGCUAUUGCCGGAAAACUUGACGAGAACCUAAAGGUUAGUGGUAGUGUUACAUACAAUGGCCAAAGUCUUGAUAAGUUUAAUGUACAAAGAACUUCUGCAUACAUUAGCCAAACAGAUAAUCAUAUAGCAGAGCUCACUGUACGAGAAACUUUGGAUUUUGCUGCCCGUUGGCAGGGAGCAAGUGAAGGCUUUGCGGGCUACAUGAAUGACCUUGUCCACCUCGAAAAAGAAAGAGAUAUACAACCAAGUCCAGAAAUUGAUGCCUUUAUGAAGGCAUCUUCUGUUCGCGGCAAAAAACAUAGUAUUUCAACAGACUAUAUACUUAAAGUUCUUGGAUUGGAUGUUUGUGCGAAUACAUUAGUUGGUAGUGACAUGAUCAGGGGUGUUUCUGGUGGUCAGAAGAAAAGGGUUACCACAGGAGAAAUGAUUGUUGGGCCACGAAAAACUCUUUUGAUGGAUGAGAUAUCUACGGGACUUGAUAGUUCUACAACCUACCAGAUUGUAAAAUGUAUAGGAAAUUUUGUCCAUUUCAUGGAAGGAACUGUUUUAAUGGCUCUUCUUCAGCCUCCUCCAGAGACAUUCGACUUGUUUGAUGAUCUUAUAUUAUUAUCUGAGGGUUAUGUGGUGUAUGAAGGGCCUCGAGUAGAGGUUUUAGAGUUCUUUGGGUCGCUAGGGUUCCAGCUGCCACCUCGAAAGAGUAUAGCCGAUUUCCUUCAAGAGGUGACCUCUAAAAAGGAUCAAGCUCAGUACUGGGCCGAUCCUUCAAAACCAUAUGUUUUCAUCUCUGCUCCAGAUAUUGCGAGAGCAUUCAUAAAAUCACCGUUUGGAAGGUCUAUGAGCGCCUCAAUUUAUGUUCCUUAUGAAGAAAACAUGAACCGUCCUGAAGCACUUUCAAAAACAAAAUAUGCUACAUCUAGGUGGGAACUGCUCAAGACAUGUUUGACACGCGAGGUUUUGCUAAUCAGCCGACAACGAUUUUUGUAUAUCUUCAAGACCUGCCAAGUCGCAUUUGUGGGAUUUGUCACAUGCACAAUAUUCUCUCGAUCAAGGAUGCAUCCUGGAAGUGAGACAGAAGGGAACCUCUACCUUGCAUGCCUAUUCUUCGGGCUAGUGCAUAUAUUAUUCAAUGGAUUUUCAGAAUUGUCUUUAUUGAUGUUUCGGCUCCCAGUCUUCUACAAACAACGAGAUAAUUUGUUUCAUCCAGCAUGGGCCUGGUCCUUAGCUAGUUUCUUGCUACGUAUUCCAUACUCGAUUGUUGAAGCUGUUGUGUGGACUGCUAUUGUCUACUACUCUGUUGGAUUUUCACCUGAGAUAUGGAGAUUCUUCCGCUAUAUGUUUCUACUCUUUGCCUUACACCAAAUGGCUUUAGGUCUCUUUCGUACGUUGGCUUCAGUUGCACGGGAUCUUGUGAUCGCUAACACUUUUGCUUCGGCUUGUCUGUUGAUUACAUUCUUGUCCGGUGGUUUCAUUAUCCCAAAGGCUAUGAUUAAGCCAUGGUGGGUAUGGGCCUUUUGGCUAUCACCAUUAUCUUAUGCUCAACGAGCAAUUUCUGUCAAUGAGUUUGAUGCUGAUAGAUGGAUGAAGAAAUCGGCAAUUGGAAAUGAGACUGUUGGGUACAACAUUCUCCACAGUCAUAGUUUACCGGUUGAAAGAUACUGGUACUGGCUUGGAGUUGGUGUUUUGUUGCUUUAUGCUAUACUUUUCAAUAUCGCUGUCACAUUUGCGAUAGCCUUUCUUAAUCCACUUAGAAAGGCUCAAGCUAUCCCUCGAUUUGAUGAUGAAGAAAAAAACAACCCCAACGGUAGGAGCAAUGCAUUGUUAGAUCAAUCAGCUACGCUAGAAACUAAAAGGAAAGGAAUGAUUCUUCCAUUUCAACCGCUAGUAAUGACAUUUCACAAUGUAAACUACUUUGUUGAUAUUCCCAAGGCAAUGCGUCAAGAAGGUAUGUCAGAAAGGCGGUUGCAGCUCCUCGUAAAUGUGAGUGGAGUAUUCUCGCCUGGUGUUCUAACUGCCCUAGUUGGUUCAAGUGGAGCUGGAAAAACUACUCUGAUGGAUGUGCUCGCUGGUAGGAAAACAGGGGGAUAUAUAACAGGGGAUAUAAAGAUAUCGGGACACCCUAAGGUGCAGAGCACGUUUGCUAGGAUUUCUGGAUAUGUUGAGCAAAAUGAUAUACAUUCUCCACAAGUCACAGUUGAGGAGUCUCUUUGGUUUUCUUCUAAUCUUCGGCUCCCCAAAGAAGUCACAAAAGAACAGAGAUGUGAAUUUGUUGAGGAAGUAAUGAGACUAGUAGAACUUGAUACGUUAAGACAAGCUUUGGUUGGUUUACCUGGUAGUUCAGGUUUGUCUACAGAGCAACGAAAACGAUUAACAAUUGCCGUUGAGCUUGUAGCAAAUCCUUCGAUUAUUUUUAUGGAUGAACCUACAUCUGGACUUGACGCGAGAGCUGCGGCCAUAGUGAUGCGCACUGUUCGUAAUACAGUGGAUACUGGACGUACUGUAGUUUGCACCAUUCAUCAACCAAGUAUCGACAUUUUUGAAGCAUUUGACGAGUUACUUCUAAUGAAACGGGGAGGUCGGGUUAUAUACGGAGGGAAGCUUGGCCUCCAUUCACGGAUUUUGAUAGACUACUUCCAGGGAAUCAAUGGGGUCCCUCCAAUUCGUGAUGGUUAUAACCCUGCAACAUGGAUGCUUGAGGUUACUACUGCUAGUGUGGAAGAGAAGAUACAAGCAGACUUUGCCGAGUUAUAUGUAACAUCUACGCAGUACAGGGAGGUUGAAGAUUCUAUUAUGAGCUUGAGUAGCCCUCCUCAAGGCUCUGAACCAGUGCGUUUUGACUCCACAUACGCACAAGGUUCGUUGUCCCAAUUUCAGAUUUGUCUUCGGAAACAAAUGCUUGUCUACUGGAGAAGUCCACGAUACAAUGUAGUGAGGUUGUUCUACACUAUGCUAGCAGCACUAAUAUUGGGGACACAAUUUUGGGGUGUUGGUUCUAAGAGGGACACAACUCAAGCUUUAUUUACUGUAAUGGGAGCUUUGUACAGUGCAUGUAUAUUCCUUGGGGUAAGCAAUGCUUCUUCAGUGCAGCCAAUAGUUGCUAUUGAAAGAACGGUGUUUUACAGAGAGAAGGCAGCAGGGAUGUAUUCGCCAUUAGCUUAUGCAGCUGCGCAGGGAAUUGUGGAAAUUCCAUACAUUUUGGUUCAGACAAUCAUCUACUGUGUCAUUACAUACUUCAUGAUUAAGUUUGAACAAAAUGCUGGGAAAUUCUUUUUGUACAUGUUGUUCAUGUUCCUUACAUUCACAUACUUCACGUUUUACGGAAUGAUGGCUGUGGGGUUGACCCCUACUCAAAACAUUGCCGUUGUGGUCUCAUCUGCAUUCUACUCUCUAUGGAACCUUCUCUCUGGUUUCCUCAUCCCAAAACAGUUCAUUCCUGUGUGGUGGAUAUGGUUUUACUACAUCUGCCCUAUAGCUUGGACACUCCAAGGGAUUAUAUCAUCCCAACUUGGUAAUGUGGAAACCAUUAUUCAAGGACAGGGUUUUCAAGUAUCGGUAAAAGACUAUUUGAAAGCAAAUUAUGAUUAUGGAACAAACAAGAUUGGGCCUUCCAUUGCAGUGUUGUUAGUCUUCAAUCUCCUUUUUUUCUCAGUCUUUGCAGUUUCUGUAAAAUUCAUCAACUUUCAAAGAAGGUAG